Grus americana (Whooping crane) is the source of this 1299-nucleotide messenger RNA. RefSeq names its product coiled-coil domain containing 34 (gene CCDC34). Lineage: Eukaryota; Metazoa; Chordata; Aves; Gruiformes; Gruidae. Bases 102 to 1061 code for a protein of 319 amino acids. The transcript is spliced from 6 exons. The record is from RefSeq and is a predicted model, not a curated record.
GUACCGCGCCGCCUGCGUGUGUUGGAGGCCGCCGCUCUGUGGUGACGGGCGGGAGGCGGCCGUUAAACCGCCGCCCUCUCCCUCCGGUGCUACCCGCCGGCAUGAGCAGCGGCGCCCGGACCCGCAGUAGGAGGAGGCGGGUCGCUCGCCUCAGCCCGCCGACUUCUGCCAGCUCCGAGGGCGAGGAGCCCCUCAGUCCCUCCGGCUGCUCCCCGCUCUCCCCCGCGUCCCGCCCCAGCUCCCCGAGCGGCGAGGAGGAGGAGGAGGAGCGGGCGGCGGCCUGCCGGAGCCGGCGAGGCGAUAGGAAGGCUGAAGACUCUGAAAUAGCAGGGAGGAAAAAAGAGUCACCUUUGAAAGACAAUCUUUCACCGUGGGAAGAAUGGUUCAUUAGCAAAGAGAAGGAACUACGUGCCCGCUUACAAGCUAGAGCUGCAGAGGAAAUGAAUAUACAGCUUGAGAAGAUGAAGCAAAAGCAAGAAUGUGAAAGGAGGAAAAGGAUAGCUGAAGAAAAGCAUAAGGAAUGGGUACAAAAAAAAAGAGAAGAGGAAAGAAGGGAAAGGGAACGAAAGCUGAGCAAAGAAAUGGCAGAAAAAGCCACAAGGGAACUAGAAAAAAUGCAGUUACAAGAAAAGGCCGAAGUAAAGUAUAAAGAAUGGUUAAAGAAGAAGCGAGCUGAAGAGGCAGAAAAGAAGAAAAAAGAGAAGGAAAAAGAAAAAGAAAGGGAAGCUGAACUACAGGAGAAGAAAGAGAGAUCAGAGAAGAUCUUUAAGGAAUGGCUACAUAAUGCUAGAAAUAAACCACGCCCUGUUUUAAAUGGUUAUGGCUUUGCACAUGGGAAGUCUACAGGGCAUGCUGAUGGAAAUUCGUAUCCAGCUCCAGCAUAUUGUAACCCCAUUCCUUGGAAACCUGUACAUGUGCCUCCUCCAAAGGAAGACAGUGUUCUUACCACGAAGAAGAGUAAGAGACCUGUAUCUUGUCAGUCACAUGCCUCUUUGCCUAUAGUAAUUUAUAAGCCCAAGAACAACCCCUGUGUUGGAUCCUUGUGCAGAAAGCAGUUAUAGUACAGAAAACAAAACUAUUCCUAUGAUCUUGAGUGAACUGGGCCAUAAAUAUGAAGUUAUAGGUAGUUACAUGUCCAAAACAGGCUGCUUUUUUUUUUUAAACUUUUGUGACCAGGUUUUUUUAUUUACAGCUGACCAAUCAUCUUUUUUAUAUGAUUUUUUAUAUGUUGCAUUUCAGUAAAAAAACCCAAAACAGUCAUAUUUAGCCAAUUGUAAUGGGACUGUACCUCAAUACCAA